AUGGGAAUCAGCAAAACUGAAAUAAACUUAAGAAGAUUACUCUCAUCUGCUCCUCAACAGGAAAACCAAGCAAAACUCGUCCAUUAUAUUGCUACUUUAAGAGAACAAUUGGAACAAUUGGCUGAAGAGAGAACGGCUGAUGAUUUACCAAGAGUUUCGAAGGCGGUGUUGAAUGAUUAUUCAGAGAAGAUUGAAGCGAUUGCUUCUAAAUUAGUUGACCCAUUGCCUGAAAUCAAGGUUCCCCGUGAAACUGUUGCUGGGGGUUCGGGAAAAGAAAGUCCUUCUAAGGCAGAUGGAGAAGAUCAUAUUGCACCUUCUCCAGGCUUGAGGAGGAGAUUUGCGCCAUCCUCGAAUAUUGAAGAUAGAACUCGGGAAUCUAUUCAGGCCGAUGCAUCAGCUCCUGUUAAACUGGACGCUGCAGCACAAGCACACAUUGAAAAGCACAGAAAGCUUCAAGAUGACUUGACAGAUGAAAUGGUUGGAUUGGCACAACAACUUAAAGAGAGUAGUCUCUUGAUGAGCCAGUCCUUACAAAACACUGAAAAGAUACUUGAUUCUACAGAGAAGGCUGUUGAGCAGAGCUUGGCCAGCACUGGUCAUGCCAAUGUCCGGACCAUGUCUGAUCAAGUGUUAGCUCCAAUCCCAGAGCCGGAGCAGGAGCAAGAGCAAGAGCCAGAGCCAAAACCAAUCCCACAUCCAGACCCAGACCAGAGCAUCAUUGGCCACCUCAUUGAUGUGAUUUAUUUUGUUAAUGCAAUCAGGUGA
Messenger RNA from Dovyalis caffra, 765 nucleotides. Lineage: Eukaryota; Viridiplantae; Streptophyta; Magnoliopsida; Malpighiales; Salicaceae. The record is from the annotation of a GenBank genome assembly.